AUGCCUCACAGCUACAAAAAGUUUAAUAACAUCAACGGCAACAACAACAACAACAACACUAACAACAGCGCUAACCGUCAUUUACAAAAAGUCAACACAACCAACAACGACGUCAGCAGCGACAAUUAUUACUACGGCCCAUGCAGAUCCAACGACUCUCCAACGACACCUCUACCACCUAUGGGCCACGCUUCACGAAUGAUGCUGCUUAGCAAGGGCAUAAAGCCGGAACCUAACUAUCUUCUGCUGGGGGAGGUGGAAAAGGAGUUGAGAGCUGUGAAGGAAAAAUCAAAAUUUGAAAAAACAAAACAAAACGGAUUUCACGAACCAUCCAACCAGCAACAACAACACAACCAGCAAAGCAAACAGCAACAUGAUAUUCAACAGUUAGAUGUUAGUAAUUUGUUGAAUGAAAUGAAAAUGUCAAAAAAGUGGCAAAACCUCAAUGUCAGUGGAGGCAACAAUUUGAACGGCAACGAUAACUUCAGCAACGUACCAACUCCAGAAGAUGGCAGGCAACUAAAUUUGCCCAAAAAACGUCAGGCACCACCAAUACCAGUUGAUAAAAAUAAUAGCAACAUCAGCAAUAAUUAUAGCAACAGAAAUGCAAGCGAAUCAAAACUUCAGGCAUCGUCUUUAAAUGUAUCAAGCCCAAAUUCACCGUAUCAGAACCCUUCAACCAAUCUAUUCUUAUUCCCCAACAACAACGGAAAGAGCGUAACGGUAACAGCAUCGACAGCUUCUGACGACAUAAGACCACACAUGCUCACAACCAGCACAACAGACCUGAGCAGUGCCCAAUCCACUUCGGCUAACAGUUUGUUUGACGAUUUCAGGAAGGGCAGCAGUUUCAAUCUUCUACAAAGUCUUGAUGAAUAUUUGAACGCGGCAGAAGUUGGCAAGUUGCAUGCCAGCGAAGGUGCAACUGUUGUUACUCCAAACGAAAUUAACAGUUUCAAUUACCCUAAUAAUUAUAACAGCAGUAACAAUCACAAUAAUUCUUAUAACAUUCCUUGGAACAAAAACUUCAAAAAUGGAGAUGAGUUGAAUUCUCAUCCAUUUACCCCGAGCACAACGAGCAACUAUUUACAUCAUACUGUUCAACCACAUGAAGGCAACAAAACUAGCACGCCAAUAACUUACCUCAUCAAAGACAAAACUAACAUCAUCUUUGAAAACAACAGCAAACAACAACACCUAGACGAAAACACAGACGUAGAUCUUUUGAACUUCAAAACGGACAACGGAAUUCCAAAAGAAGAUGGUGUGGAUGGAAUAAUGGGAAAUUUUGUCUUGAGAAGUAAAAGUAAAUUUUCGCUGGAUGGCGAGGUUGUUGGAAGUUCUACCAUGAAUGGAACGGUUAAAGUGAAGCCAUCUGAUAUUAAAAAGCACAGAAUUUGGUUGAAUUUGAAUCCCGGUUUGAAAGUCAACCAGCAACUGCCUCCCCACAGCGACAGGACAGACGACACCAAUAUCAACUCUUCAAAUCUUAGCUGCUACGACGUGUUGAACGAUUCUGGCUUUCACAACAACUACAACGACCACCACAACGGCAACAUGGACAGCAACGACUCCGACACAAAUUUUCCCAGGUGGUCUGGUUACCCAGCUUCGGGGAAAGUCACAAAAAUAACAAACAAGUACCGAAGUAGCUCAGCCACUGAGCUCGGAGUUAGACGAAAAAGUUGGGACAGCAAACUGGCAAACAAGCACACUGAUAAGUUCAUGAGGGAAACGAAACAUUACUGCGGUAGAAAUGUGGACAUUGAAGUUUGGUGGCUGAUCGUCAUCAUCAUGGUCUGCUUCUGCAUCGGCUUCAUCUGCGGCUUCCUUCCGGGAUGGUUCACACGCAAAUGUUGAUCGGAUUUUUGGAGCGCGCGUACACGUACAUGCGAAUCGAUUGAGAAUGCGGACGCUUCUUAAGAAGUUUCUACCUUUUGUUUGUCGGGAGAACACAAGCAAAUCUUUUGAAAUUUAUUUGUUGAUCAAUUAAACGAUAUUUUACAAACUAAUAUUUCACAGGUAAAAUUCAGGAACUCCUCACGUUUUAAAUAAAAAAUCGCCUUGUAGUGUAAUCGGACUAUAACAAUUACUCAACCGGUCGUUCACACAACAGUACAAUUUUUAUUUAUUUCUUCAAACUUUAUUACGAUUGUGGUGAAUAUGCUUUAUUUGUGAAAAUUUGAGUUUUUUUGUAACUGAUAAAAAAAAAACAUCUAGCAUACUGCGGCACACGGCGAUUGAAGAGACAAAAACGGAGCAUGAAGGAAAAACUUUCAAGGCAUUCCUAAUUCAUUUCAAAUCUUCGUCUAUAUCAGCAAUUACAUAACGGACGACUGUCGCGAUCUAACAUCAAAAACUAGCUGAAAAUUCCAAACAGAUCCAACAAUUUAAACUCCCAACAGAAAACAUUUAAAUACAAAUGAAAUUUUAUCCACAAACAAUCCAUUCAGUUGCAGAAAAAUUAAAUAUAAAUAAAUGAUCCCACAUAAGUUUAUUAAUAAUUUUCAAAAUGAAUUCAUGAAUUUUAUACAUUUUCAAUUUACAUAAUAGUAGCAUAUAAAAAAAUCAAACCAAAAAUAAACGAUAAUGAUAAUAAUAAAGUAACAUAAACAAUAAUGAAAAAAAAACCAUUUGCAGCCGCUCAAAUAGCCACGUAAGAACCAGAAAAGAGCAGAAAUAAUUAUAACAAACAGGAAUACUAAUAGCAAUAAAUUACGAAGAAGCUGCGUGCGUUUCAUUUUUAUCGGCGUUAAUAUUGUUGUUGAUUAUGUCACUAACAACAUGUUGAUGUUGUUGUUGUUGCAACGACUCGCCAGAGUUAACGUAAUUAUUAAGUAGCAAAUCUCUUUGCUGUUGUUGUAGUAAUAGUUGAUUACCGUCAAGAGGAGCUGUAGCCAUAUUUAGACCACCAAUAUUGCCGCCACUGUUACUACUCAACUUCAACCUUUCCAGCAAAUCCGAAGGGAUCAAAAACUGCUGUUGUUGUUGUUGGUCGCUUGACAGGGUGGGGUUGUAUGAAGGGAAUGACAUGUUGACACCUG
Messenger RNA from Helobdella robusta, 3044 nucleotides. RefSeq lists its product as hypothetical. NCBI's taxonomy places the organism in Eukaryota, Metazoa, Annelida, Clitellata, Rhynchobdellida, Glossiphoniidae. The transcript has 2 exons. The record is from RefSeq and is a predicted model, not a curated record. The coding region runs from base 1 to 1860 and encodes 619 amino acids.